AUGUCGCUCAACUAUGAUCCUGACCCAGCUGCCGUGCCAAAUGGGCACUGGGGCACGGUUUUCCUGUCUCUCCGUGAUGCAGCGGCACGAGUCCCCAUCAAUUUCAUAACAGGCCCCGGAGCCCAUCUGACAAAGGCAUGCUUUUCUGAUGGAGUCUACGACGACAUUCCCACUCAGACGUGCAUUUCCGACCUUCUAGCGAGCCAGUUCCAACAUCUCAUCCUCGAUUUGUAUUGGGACAACAUCAACCGUCAAUUCAAUCUGUGUCCUGUCGAACUCCCACCACUGGCUGGUAAUGCCACCAGUGGUUACAGUGUCGACCUGUCAGCUUUGUCUUCAAUCACCGCCACCAGCGCCGCAGCCUCUACUUUUAUCCCCGAUGAAACCGUCCCGGCCAUCAACGCGCUUGCUGAUCCUCGGCUCGGGAAACGACAGACUUCGAGUAAUGCUGGUUCCUCGACUCCCAGUCCGACGCCGACCGGAACCGAGACAAGUGCAGCGCCAGUUCCAACCACAACGGGUGUUGACGGCACCUCAUUGCUCGAGCUGGGACCGUACAAGUGCAGCUUGGACUUGAAUUUGGAUGCGCUAAUGUCUUUGUAUGAGGACUAUUUUGAUCAAACCUCCGACACGAUCACUGCGCGAUUACACUAUUUGACCAUCAAUCUUCACGCUGCUUCUCCCUUCACUGCCCCCUUAGAUCCCGCGCGGACUCCCGCGAACGGACGACUACCCGAUUCCGACGACCUGGUUGGCUCGCAGCUCAAGUCCAGAUUUCCCCAAGCGCUUUUCACGCCUGACGAAUUACAGAACGACCGUGAUCACCUCAACCGAUCCUGGUUCCAUGAUGACUUUGGUGCCAACACAGACACUAGUUAUUUCAGUACGUCUGGGCAAGGGGAUGAUUCCAUCACUCAGAAUGGCUGGCCGGGUGGUGAAUGGAUUAUUCUUACCGACAACAGGCGACUUCUCGUGAGUUGGGGCGACGUUGAUCCACAGAUGAAGGGAUACGAUUUUCAGGAUGAUUCGAAUCACAUCUUUGCUGCAGGGUAUAUACAGUCGAGGUAUCCGAAGAAUGGCGAUGGUGACGGCAACCUGACAGACGCCUGUUUCUACAAACCAGGCGAAACGACUGUCUCCCAAGUCAAUUCAUCCUGGGCCACUGCGACUAUCAGCGAGACAAAUAUGGACACCUUGUCGAGCCUCGGCCAGAAUUUGACUUCAUGCGGCAUAUCUCCGAUAUUGAACGUCACCCUCGGAAACUCCGCUGUGCAGCACAACUUAGACCUGUACCAGAGGUUUGCUCAAUCCACUGCUUUCGGAUGGGCCUCCGGAGAGCCACUCAACGUUUCUGAUAAUGAUUAUCGAUGUGCUGUGAUCGAUACGACCAGCGGAUAUCUGGGACGUUGGCGGAUAGAUCCAUGCUCGAAGAAGCACCGGGCCGCCUGCCGCAUUGCCAGUCAACCAUAUGCCUGGCGACUGUCCACGUAUACAGUGCCCUUUGACGCAGCCCCAGAUGCUUGUCCCGAAAAUACGAUAUUCGAUCUACCCCGGACGGGGCUGGAGAACACAUACUUGCAUCGUCAAAUCUUGAACGACACCAACACAGGCGGUGACGAUGUCGACUCCAUCCUCUCUGGAGUGUGGAUCAAUUUCAACUCCCUUGACCAAGUCAACUGCUGGGUGACGGGAGGGCCAAAUGCGACAUGUCCAUACGUUGGCGAACAGGACAUGGACCAGAAGCGAGAAGUCCUUAUUCCGACGAUUGCGGCGUUGAUUGUGCUUGUCUUGACGGUGCUGACCUUGGUGGUGAAAUGCAAUGAACAUCGAAGGAACAGCCGAAGUCGCAGACGAGGAGAUGAUGGGUGGGAGUACGAGGGCGUGCCGUCCUGA
This is a messenger RNA of Capronia epimyces CBS 606.96, 1893 nucleotides long. RefSeq lists its product as uncharacterized. The transcript is spliced from 2 exons. The record is from RefSeq and is a predicted model, not a curated record. Bases 1 to 1893 code for a protein of 630 amino acids. NCBI's taxonomy places the organism in Eukaryota, Fungi, Ascomycota, Eurotiomycetes, Chaetothyriales, Herpotrichiellaceae.